AUGGCCCGCGGAAAGUGGAACAGGCAGCCUUGCAAAGGCACUCCGGAAGAUGUCAGGCAGCAUGUGUCCAGUUGCAAGACAGCAGAUUGCGCGUGCCACUCUGCCGGGCAUCACCUGCCAUCCCUGCAAGAAAAGUGCCAGUUGAUCAGCCCCCAAGUGCUGGAGGCUUUAGGGGAAGCUCCCCCAGAGACUCUGGAGAAGGCGCAGGACUUGCUGGGCAAAUCCUGGCUGACCUACGAGUUUCAAGGCGAGCCUCAGCGCAUGCUGCUUGGGUGCAGUGUGUGCUCUGGCGACAAAGGAGUCCAGUUUACGACUCAGCAGGCUGCCGCUGCCAAUAAGCUGUCCAGGCAUGGCAGUGGACCGGAGCAUGUGCGGAACGUGUGCAAGUUAUUGGGUUACGAGGUUCCCGCCAAAGAAACAGCUGCAGUGCGAUGGCCUGGGGCGGAAGUCGUUCUCCAAGUCUUCAGACAGUUGCAGAGGGAUACCACGGACCGUUUUGUAGAAGGUGUGUCGGCCGAGAAGAAAACCAGUCGGAUCGAAUGGUGCAUCGUCGAAUCCGCGCGCAAGCGCUGGAGGGAAUCCCUGCGAAAUGCUGUGGCUAUUUGCUUGUUGAGAGACGAAAGACACAAGCGUGUUUUGCUUCGAUUCCGGGCGGUGGACAAGACCUUGCAGGUCACGAACGGGGUUCUGGGCCAACUAAAGGGCGACUACUCCAGCACCGCCUUCGGAUUGACCGCGGCGACUCUCAGGGUCAUCCGGGAAUUUGCGACGCCUGGUUUGGCUCGGCCUGGGAUGAAUGGGGAGGAGCUGGAGGUGGACGAGUCCCUUGUUCAACACAUUCGUGAGUGUGUGCUGUCCACCACGAUUGAUGCAGCUGGGAAUGAGGUGGCCGCUGUUCAAGACUCGGCAGCACCACUUGAAGUCCAUUGCCAGCACUUGGCCGAGGGAGAGACGCUGUUCCCAAACCACAAAUUGAUUGUGCGGGACCGCGCGCAUGGGACCAGACGGGUGCUGGAGCGGCCCUGGAGGGCCGACCCCUUUCUUGAUGCAGUCAUGACCUCCUUGAUCACUGGGUCCAGUAGUGUGACUCAGUUGAUUGAACACAGCUUCGAUUUCAAACAGUGGUUUGCAGACGCGUCCAAGGCCUCAGCAACACGAGCUGUGGCCACUCCAUUCCGCAAUCUGCGUGCGGCCUUGCAUCGUUACGAAUCAUUGGUGACACCUCUCAGCCGAUUCGUCCUGGAUGUUGAAGCCGUCCUGGCUGUGGCUACUCGUAUGGUAGGGGAGCGUGCUGGCACCCACGCAGCCUAUUGCGCUGAGGCAUUUCUGGAUGCAAUGGACAGCGAGGUGUUGCUGACAGCAGCACUCCUAGCAGAUGGGGGGGACGAAGCCCUACAGCUCAUUAGAUGGAUGGAUCAAGAGGAGAACGUUGUGGAUGCAGCCCGUGCAAACAUUCAGGUCAGAGCCUUGGGAGGUCCAACCGCUUGUCCAGUGCGGCUGCAGCAGGCUUGCCUGCGGAGGCUCCAAGUCUGGGCUGCGUUGGCAGAGGAAACGGUCAGGGCAGAAUUUCCGGAAUUCGAAGCCGUGGCGGCGAUGCGUGUGCUCAAUGUGUGUGAUCCCUGGCCUGCGCUCGAUAGCUUGUCUUCCUCGGACAGCGAGAACAUCCCUGCAGAUGCCUGCACAGAUUUGGAGCGCCUGGCUCAGUCGUUCGAUUGUAACUUUGCCGCCCUCAAAGCGGAAUGGAUGGACUUUCGUGGGAGAGCUCGCUGGCACGCUGUGAAGUCUGGCUGCACAAAUACCUGUGCGUGGAAGAAGGCUAUAGAGGAAUGCCAGGAGCAGAGUUGGGAGAGAAGAGAGACCGCCGCCCGACACCCCUGCGACUGUCUGAACGUGGUCCUUUGCGGCUAUGCCAGCACAUGCAUUUCCGACUCAGCCCUGGAGCGCUCCUUCUCCCAGGCAGCCGCCAAGAUUCCAGCCUCGGCGAGGCACCUUCACCCGCAGAAGGAAAGCCUGCGCAUGUCUUUCUUGGCUUUGAAAGAAGACGAUGUCCGUUCCAGCAUGGAACUGCUGGCCAAUCUCUGGAAGCAGCACUUUGGCUCCUGCCGCCAGGGUGCUUUCGAUCGCAUUGACCAAGGCCGUGCCAAACCUACCAAAGUUGCGACCAACGAUCGAGAGAGCUACAAAGAAUUUAUCAAGGCCCGCAGAAAGAAUGUGGCAGAAGUGGUGCAAUCAACUGCACCUGCAGAGUCCGCAAGUGUUCCCCAGGGUGAUGCGUGGCUGGAGUCCCACCAAAAGGAGCUAGAAUUCAAUCGAGACAAGCGCAAAAAAAGGAAGUUCGAGGCACUGUUUGCCGGAGCCCUACUGGAAGACGAGAUGGAUCUCACCUUCCUUGGUGAUGCUGCCGAGGUCAAGGCCACGAUGCAGAAGAAUCGUCGUGCCCGGCAACGCAAAGAGCAGCGACUGCAGUCGGACAUGACCGCUGGCAAAGUGCCGAGCAUGGCGGACAUGC
This is a messenger RNA of Symbiodinium necroappetens, 2509 nucleotides long. NCBI's taxonomy places the organism in Eukaryota, Dinophyceae, Suessiales, Symbiodiniaceae. The record is from the annotation of a GenBank genome assembly.